AUGGACCCUGUGAAUCAGCUGGCCUCUUCGGGGACCUUUCGGGUACUGAAGGAGCCUCUCGCUUUCCUUCGAGCUCUGGAAUGGCUUUUUGCAAUCUUUGCAUUUGCAACAUGUGGUGGCUAUUCUGGCGCACUGAGGUUGAGCGUGGAUUGUGCCAACAAAACCGAGAGUGACCUCAGCAUUGACAUAGAUUUUGGCUAUCCUUUCAGGUUGCAUCAGGUGACUUUUGAGGUGCCCACCUGUGAGGGGAAACGGCGUGAGAAGCUUGCUUUGAUAGGUGACUUCUCCUCUUCAGCUGAAUUCUUUGUCACCAUUGCCGUGUUCGCCUUCCUCUAUUCACUGGCUGCCACCGUCGUUUACAUUUUCUUCCAGAACAAGUAUCGUGAAAAUAACAGAGGCCCACUCAUUGAUUUCAUCGUCACAGUAGUCUUCUCAUUUCUGUGGCUGGUUGGUUCAUCCGCUUGGGCAAAAGGACUUUCUGACGUCAAGGUAGCAACAGAUCCAAAGGAAGUCUUGUUGCUGGUGUCAGCUUGUAAACAACAGUCCAACAAGUGCUUGGCUGUCCACAGCCCCGUUAUGUCGAGUUUGAAUACUUCUGUGGUGUUCGGUUUCUUGAAUUUUGUUCUCUGGGCAGGAAACAUCUGGUUUGUUUUUAAGGAGACUGGAUGGCAUUCUUCCGGCCAGAGGCAUCUCUCCGAGUCAAUGGAGAAGCAAUCCAGCAGCUACAGCCAUGGUGGAUACAACCGAGACAGCUACGGGCCAAGUGGUGGGUAUAACCAACCGGCAAAUCUGGGGCAAUCUGCCGAGGAAUUUGGCCAGCAGCCUAGUGGCCCAACUUCCUUUACCAAUCAGAUUUAA
Messenger RNA from Gracilinanus agilis (Agile Gracile Mouse Opossum), 858 nucleotides. It is a transcript of the gene SYNPR, whose product is annotated as synaptoporin. Lineage: Eukaryota; Metazoa; Chordata; Mammalia; Didelphimorphia; Didelphidae. Bases 1 to 858 code for a protein of 285 amino acids. The transcript is spliced from 6 exons. Gene Ontology annotation, cellular component: synaptic vesicle; synaptic vesicle membrane. The record is from RefSeq and is a predicted model, not a curated record.